Condylura cristata (star-nosed mole) is the source of this 4050-nucleotide messenger RNA. It is a transcript of the gene PRC1, whose product is annotated as protein regulator of cytokinesis 1. NCBI's taxonomy places the organism in Eukaryota, Metazoa, Chordata, Mammalia, Eulipotyphla, Talpidae. Bases 166 to 1893 code for a protein of 575 amino acids. Gene Ontology annotation, cellular component: cytoplasm; spindle; mitotic spindle midzone. Gene Ontology annotation, molecular function: microtubule binding. The record is from RefSeq and is a predicted model, not a curated record. The transcript is spliced from 12 exons. Gene Ontology annotation, biological process: microtubule cytoskeleton organization; mitotic spindle midzone assembly.
UCUCUUGCCUUGCGUUUCAGUGAGGUGCUGGCGGAGGAGUCCAUAGUGUGUCUCCAGAAAGCCCUGACACACCUGCGGGAGAUAUGGGAACUCAUCGGGAUCCCGGAAGAUCAGCGGCUGCAGAGAACCGAGGUAGUGAAGAAGCACAUCAAGGACCUCCUGGAUAUGAUGAUUGCUGAAGAGGAAAGCCUGAAGGAAAGGCUCAUCAAGAGCAUCUCUGUUUGUCAGAAAGAGCUGAAUACCCUGUGCAGCGAGUUGCACGUGGAGCCCUUCCAGGAAGAAGGGGAGACGACCAUCUUGCAGCUGGAGAAGGAUUUGCGCACUCAGGUAGAACUGAUGCGGAGACAGAAAAAGGAGAGAAAGCAAGAACUGAAGCUGCUCCAAGAACAAGACCAAGAGCUGUGUGAGAUUCUCUGCAUGCCCCACUAUGAUAUCGACUGCGCCCCGGUUCCCACCUUAGAGGAGCUGGGCCGGUUCAGGCAGCACCUGAAAACUUUGCGCGAGACCAAGGCGUCCAGGCGGGAGGAGUUCGUCAGCACGAAGAAGCAGAUCAUACUGUGCAUGGAAGAGCUGGAUCACACGCCCGACACGAGCUUUGAGCGCGAUGUUGUAUGUGAAGACGAAGAUGCUUUUUGUUUAUCGCUGGAGAACAUUGCAGCACUGCAGAAGCUGCUGCGGCAGCUGGAAAUGCGAAAAUCACAGAAUGAAGCAAUAUGUGAGGGGCUGCGUGCUCAGAUCCGAGAGCUCUGGGACCGGCUGCAGAUACCAAUGGAAGAGAGAGAGGCUGUGGCCAACAUUAUGGCCGGGUCAAAGGCCAAAGUCAGGGAGGCGCUGCGGCUAGAAGUGGAUCGGCUGGAAGAACUGAAGAUGCAAAACAUGAAGAAAGUGAUUGAGGCCAUUCGAGUGGAGCUGGCUCAGUACUGGGACCGCUGUUUCUACAGCCAGGAGCAGAGACAGGCUUUCACGCCUUACUAUGAUGAGGACUACACGGAAACGCUGCUCCAGCUCCACGAUGCUGAGAUUGUGCAGUUACGGAGCUACUACGAGGUGCACAGAGAGCUCUUUGAGGGCGUCCAGAAGUGGGAAGAAAGCUGGCGGCUCUUCCUGGAGUUUGAGAGAAAAGCUUCCGAUCCAAGUCGAUUCACAAACCGUGGAGGAAAUCUUCUAAAAGAAGAAAAGCAACGAGCCAAGCUCCAGAAAACACUCCCUAAGCUGGAAGAGGAGUUGAAGGCGCAGAUCGAGAAGUGGGAGCAGGAGCACUCCAAGGCGUUUGUGGUAAAUGGGCAGAAGUUCAUGGCAUACGUGACGGAGCAGUGGGAGCUGCAUCGGCUGGAGAAGGAGCGAGCCAAGCAGGAGAGGGUGAGUGGACACAACUUGGGGAGCCUCGGGGCCAGCGCUGCCCUUCCCAGCUCGAGGCCCAGGGUCCGGCCCCACCCAGACCCGCUCUCCAAGCCAGCAUCGCACCUGGUGUUCACACAGCAACUGAAGAACAAGCAGCAGACGGAGACGGAGAUGCUCUAUGGCAGCACCCCCAGGACGCCUGGCAAGCGCCGAGGGCCGGUGCCCAGCACACCCGGCAAAGUGCGCAAGCUGAACACGACCACCAUGUCCAACGCCACAGCCAACAGCAGCAUUCGGCCCGCCUUCGGGGGCACCGUCUACCGCUCUCCCGUGUCUCGACUCCCACCUUCUGGCAGCAAGCCAGGCACUUCCACCUGCUCGGCGAGAAAGACACCCCGCGCCGGCAGGCACGGCGCCAACAAGGAGAACCUCGAGCUCAACGGCAGCAUCCUGAGCGGUGGGUACCCCAACUCGGCCCCCCUCCAGCGCAACUUCAGCAUUAAUUCUGUUGCCAGCACCUAUUCUGAGUUUGCGGUAAUUCACCUUUUCUAGUAUCCACCAGUCUCGGGGCACACAGUUGGGGCAGAGAGGGUGUCCCCAGGCGAGCUAGGACAGCCGCGGAGGCCAAGAAUCCCUUUCCUGCCUUGACUGGCCGAGGCCGGGGCGGGGCGGGGAGGCGGCAGACACCGCACACACGGCCCGGACCCACCGCCCUGGACUCUCCUGGCGGAGUCCCGGUCACUGUCUCAAUUCUCUGCUCUUAGAAGGACCCACCCUCCCCGACAGCUCCUCUGUGGGGCCCCAGGUCUGUGUGGCACCCUGUGUCCCCCCUGGGGACCCGCCUGUCUCCACCGCGCUCAGCGUGCUCAGCCUGUGUCACGAAGGUGGCGGGACUCCCCACGGGCCUGAGCGCGACCUGUUGCUCCAUCUGACAAGAGCCUGACCAACCUGCUGCUGAACAGGAAACUUGUUCAUGCUCGAGUUGGGGUCUCAGAAACACUAGGCCUGACUCCCAGUGGGGCUAUGUUGUUUCAGCUCCCUGGUGGUGACACCAGAGGCAGAGUGGCGACCCCAUCACGUGGGGGCCGCCGCUGACCCCUCCCUGGAGCACAGGCCUCCCACCUUGGGCUGCUGCGGCCAUACCUGCUCCAGGUGAGCGGCGCUCGCCCCCUCGCCCCGCCCUGUUUCCGCUACACUGAGCUGCUUCCGCAGCCAGGGGCACUGCAGGAAGUCAUCGCCCAAAUGCUCUUUAGCUCCCACCCCCGUCCACGCUGACGAAGCCUUACUGCGGAGCCUCGACAAGGUGUGUCCUCCCUCUCUCAGUGAGCCAGUUUAGUUUCCUGAGAGCCGCGGCUGCCCCCCCCUUGGGUGACGUGGGGCAGACUGAGCUAGCGCCAGCGCCUGCCGCUGCAGUGACGGGGACAGCGCUCACCCGAGAGCCAGAGCCAGCUCCUGUCCAGCACGUCUCCCGCGUGACGCCGGUGCAGCUCUGUGCAGAGCGCUGCCUGUCGCCAGGCUGACGGUGGGCAGAGGCCUGCUGUCCACGGCCCGCCUGGGGCUGCGGCAGAUACCCCAGGCAGCGCCACAGCCAGCACGCGCGCCUCACUGGCCGUCCUGCACCUGGCGCUCCAGCAGGAGCUCAGCGAGCAGUGAGGCCCUCGCCCCCCUCCCCCGGUCACAGAGGGCUGAGCCCAGAGCUGGUCCUGCCCAGCCGGACAAGGCGGGAGACUUGAUGGCGCACAGGGGCUUCUCGCCUGAGGGCUAGGGACCAGUGGGCUGGGGGUGGGGCUGCAGGCACACGCUGCCUCAGAGGAGGGGGCCGAGCCCCCCAUCCUGACAGCCUGUGCUGGCCUGUCUUGGCAAGCCCUGCGGGCCCUGUGCUGGGCCCGCCCCGGGGCGGGCUUCCUGCGGGCAGGGUCACUGACUGACUGUCUUCCAACAGCGAGAACUUUCAAAGGCUUCCAGAUCUGAUGCUACUUCCCGAGUCCUCAAUUCGACCAACAUCCAGUCCUGAGACGCGCUGGCGAGCCCACUGUGGCUUCUGGUGCCAGACGGGCCUGGCUGCGCAGGGCUGCCCUCUGCACUCGGGGUGCCGGACACCGGACAAGCACCACCACCGCGGGCCUGCGCAGCAUGAGCAUGGGCGCCGCGAGUCCCCAAGGACUCGGCUUUAUCUUCACUCAAGAAACAUGUUCAAAGUCAGCCCAUAGCAGUCGCUGCAGAUGUCAGCGCACGGAGCCGCUUUCUGCCCCGCUCACUCGCUCCAGCGCACCCCAGGCCGCCUGCAGCCCACCCGGGCAAGAGGCUGCAGAGCCCACCUCGGGGUGGGCACCACGCGCGUGCACCCGGUCGUCGGCCGCGCUUCCCCCUGGCUCUGGGGCUGCCCCAGGAGGUCCGCCUCGCCCCUGACCGCCUCAGUAAGGCGCCUGGGCUGCGGCCGUCCCCGGGCCAGCCCACUCCCGCCCUGCGGUCGCCCUGCAGCCGCGUCGGGCACCGCGGCCGGGUUGGGCACAACUGGCCCGGAGAGCCAGAACUUUGCACACGACAUGCGGGUGGUCCCGCCCCCCCACGACACUACUGCACCCCCCAGCACUAUUUAUUCCCCCACGCCAGCCCCUGGAGCGGUUAGCAGCUCGCCAGAGGCUCUGGCAGGGGCAGGGCUGACGGGCCUGUUUUUAAAACUGCAUUCUUGAAAAUAAAAUACGCGCA